Messenger RNA from Cylicocyclus nassatus, 2880 nucleotides. The record is from the annotation of a GenBank genome assembly. NCBI's taxonomy places the organism in Eukaryota, Metazoa, Nematoda, Chromadorea, Rhabditida, Strongylidae.
AUGGGCGACGACGGACGUCAACCGCCACAGGACACGUACGAAGAUUUACACGAGGAAGAGGUGUUUGCGGAGGAAAUGGCACCGGCGCAACCCGAAUCUAUUCGAUUGGAUCGACGCGAUCUACGGAGCAUUCUGGACGCUAUCAGAGUUACGGACCCCAGGCUGAGCGAGUUUCUCGAAUCCGUGAAACCCAAAGAGGAGUCUACUUCAAGGAAGAGAAAAGCGGCUCCAACCCCUCCCUUUCGAAAGCGGGAAGCAGCUUGGCCACCUGCUUCCCGCUCUUUACAACCCACUAUGGAUACCAACCGUAUUUCGAAAGAAGUCGCAUGCGCAGACAGGAGUACUCCCCGCCGCAUCGCUCGGAUUACAGAUUCCAGCGGGAACUGGACAGAAGAAAGAGCGAGUGUAGGACCUGUGGACAAGAAGGUCACUGGUGGCGAGACUGCCCGAAAAGAAAAUAACCUACUUUCGAAGAGAGCUAUCCGUCGUGUUCCAGCCAGCCAGCGCCCCUCUCUGCACAUUCACCCUCUAUCUGUCGCGACAGCUCAUCCUGCUCUCAUGCAGUCGACGUCGUUAGAGCCGAUCUCACUAAGGCAGGGUUCUUCUUCGCUGAAGAGAAGUGCAGCUGGACCCCGGCACAAAAAUCAAGCUGUUUUCCUUGCCCCAACACAGCUGGAGUCGACGCAUUCGAUCAGUCAUCGGCUUGGACGGAAGGUCUCCUAUGCACCACGCUUCUCCGAGGGAGCAGCUCUGACAGCCAUGGCGAACCGACUAGACCUGAGGACUAUCGGCUCAGUGAUCUCCAACGCAUUGCAGACGGAUAGGGCCACAACUACGAUCAAAUCAUACAAAGCUGAAUUGCAAAGAUUCAUCGCUUGGAAGGAAAGUACAGGAAUUUCACCACUGCCCCUCCCAAAAGCUAGGAAUCUCUACUUGGCAAAAUGCGCUUUCGAGGGAAGGAGCAAGUCCUUGCCGAUCCUCGUCGCGUCACUCAACUAUUUCUGCGGAUCCUUAUCGGGAGCAGACUUAGAAAUCCAACGUUCCAUCUUAGAAGCGGAGCGCAGAACAGCCCCGGAGGUGAAGCAUCGACCCAAAAUAGAUCAGAAAUCUAUGCGAACUUUGGUUCUGGAAGGCCUUUCGUCAACAGAUGCUAAGGGGUGGCGCGGCUUCUCUGGCUCUCAGUUUGGGCUGCGAGCAAGCUACAGUGAUGCAAGCCGUCUUCGCUUUAACUUUCUUGAAGAAAGUUCAAGUAGCAGAAUAAUUGGCAAAAAAUACAUUACAGCGGCAGGUCCUCGUGGAGAUGAAAGUUCCGAAUAUCAUCGCGACUGCGAAAAAGCUCCGCUCCCAUUCUAUAGGGCUCGCCAGGUCACAUCAGCUGCGGUGCGAACACAACCACUCAAUCUGCUCUUGGCUUCAGCGUUGUCCGACAAACAUCGUUUCGUCCCGUAUUUAGGAACGUCUCGCCUUUGUCCAAAAUACGGAGCGGAAGCAAAGUCGAUAAUUCGCAAAGUCAGAGAAUUUUUCGAGGAACUCAAAGUAGCAAUGGCAGGGACGUGCGCACGCGUCAUAUUCCAACAUCCUCGAAAAUUAACGGCUUCAGCAUGUGGUGUGUCUGAAGACGUAGUAAAACGCAUUCCAGAAGAUGUACAUCAAGCCGCAAAAAGGUCUGGAGCAAGCAGGAGACCACCACUAUCCAAAAAACAAAGACGCCAAAGAACGCUCAACAAAUAUGGAGAGGAAUGGGGCGAGAAGGUAAAGCAAGCUAUACACGGAAGACUUAGGAACGAAGAAGACGUUACUAUAACUGAGCUUCACUCCCUCCUCCAAGCAGAAUAUAACAACUUCUGCAUGUCGCGCACCACCCUAUAUGAGCUUGUCAGAGCUUUAGGGUUCUCCUACAGAAUGAAUGAUGAUCAAAAAGUCAUUUAUCAAAGAGCUGAUUUGAUCCAAAAGCGCUCGAAAUAUCUGCAACUGAUCGAAGAGGCUAGGGAGCACGGAGAUUGCCUAAUAUACACCGACGAAACUUGGAUUUUCUCCGGCAUGGUCAAACCAAGAGGAUGGAAUGACAACAACAUUCCAAGAUUCGCACCGAAAGAGAUGCUGGAAAAAUAUUCAUGUGGUAGGAGCGUUGGAAAAAAUAAGGGUGUCAGGGCAAUAGUGAUCGGGGCGAUGGCGGAGGACGGAGUGAUACCAGGAUGCACAAGAAUGGUCAUCUGUGGUAAAAGGGAUGAGCGUGAUGAUUAUCACGAAGACAUGAAUCAUGAGCUCUUUGAAGAGUGGCUAGAGCACUCCAUCCCCCACAUGAAGAACUGGGCAGGAGAAAAACGAGUUACACUAAUCAUGGAUAACGCAUCCUAUCACAGCAGACAGAUUGCAAAAAUACCCAGCACCAGUUCGACCAAAGCAGAAAUAGCUGGAUACUUGUCCUCGAAGGGUGUCACAGUGAGAAAUGAUGUUACAAAAGCCGUCCUUCUGGAUCAGCUUCACGACUACAUAGAGGCCAGAGGGGGUCGAGACGCACUUCGAGAGUAUGCUGUGGAUCGCAGGUGUGCCGAAUUAGGAGUCAACUUGAUACGUCUGCCACCGUUCCACUGCACCUUCAACCCCAUCGAAAAAUGUUGGAGCCAGCUGAAGGCUCAUUUAACUAAGUAUGGUAAAGUUACGGAUAAAAUCGACACGGUAAGAGCAAGGGCAGUGCAAUGGAUGCGUAGCGUACCUCCGUCGUUCACAUCAGCUUGGUUCCGCUUUGCACGAAAAGAAGAAGCUGCAGCACGUUCCAAGGAAGAAAUUGACCGCGCAGAGGAGAGUUCGUCGGAUGAUACUUACGAAUCCUCUGAAGAAGUCGAAGAGGAAGAAGAUCAAGAGGAUGAACUGGAGUGA